CGUCACAGUCUCAGACCAACGAUCAAACUCUUACGAGCUCCAUUAGCGCGCGCGGUUCCCCGUCUAAUUGUUAUCGAGACCAAAAUGUGUGUGAUUGAUCGCUGUGGCAGUGCUGCUGCAACUUGCGAUUGAGUGGAAAAUCUGAGAAAAGUAAUUGCAAAAGUAAAAGUGGAAAAGUGAGAAAAAUGCGAAGAGUGAAAUAUUUUAGUGUGUGGCAAGUACCAAGUCCAAGUCCCAGCAGCUUCUUCUCACAAUGGAAUCGCCACUCACAAAGCAUAGAUAAAGUGAUAAUACCCCGAAGGCCAAUUUGUAUAUGAAAGCGUGGUAGAUAAUGCCGUCGGGUCAUUACUUAUAUAACAACUGAACAACAAGUGAAUUAGCAUACAAAUGAAAAGUGUGAAUACCAAAAAUAUUGAUUGAUUUAAAGCUACCAUAAAACUAGCACUUUGGAUGCAGAUAUCGGUUUCGGAUUUAACAGCAAUAAAUACACAAUGAACGGCCUCAAAAUGGGCAACAUCAUCACCAUCACCAUCUUUGUUGGCCGAGAACGUGAUCGCCUUCAGGCCAAGAUCGGACUGAGCCAGCGCCAUCAUCAUCAACAUGGCGAUGUCACCUGUCUUGGAUGCGGCUGCCAUUGCCGCUCGCCGUGAUCUCAAUGGGAAUAAGACGGCGGCAGGCACACGAACGCGCUCUGGAGCCACCUCAGCCACAAAUUCACCGCGUAAAUCGAAAAAGACUAUAAUUAAUUGGCUGGUGAACAGCAGUGCAGAUAGUGAAAACAAUAAUCCCAAAGCAAAUACCAAUCCCAAUCCAAAUCCAAAUCCAAAUCCGAGUGCGAAUCCAAAUUGCAAUUGCGAAUCGCGGGCCUUUCGUGAUUUUCGCGGUGUGCAAACUCUGCGUUUGCUGUGGAGCAAGCGCAUCAAGAGUGCCAGCGAGGAAGCCCAGGCCAGUCCAGGUUACCACUCCACCUCCACCUCCACCUCCUCCUCGCUGGGCACCUUGAAGAAGCUAAACAAGAGUGUCAGCUGUCUGGUGAAUGCCUUCAACAACUCAAGAGAUUGUGGAACACCGGAGAAAUCGCUGGCCAAACGUGCUGCCAGUUUGCAUAAUCUGCAGGAAGCGAAUAACCGAAAUCUUCAACUUCAAAGGGAAAAGGAUAAUUUCUACAAAUACAAGAACGCCGAGCAGGCCAGGAUGCGGGCCAAAAUGAGCAGCGAACACAGUGAGGCCAGUGAAAAGCGCCUGAAAAGUGACGACAGCAGCAGCAGCUCACCUGCCAUGGCAGUCUUAUCAGCGGGAGAUAAGGUGGAACCAGAGGUGGCAGCAGAGGAGGAGGAGGAGGAGGAGGAGGAGCAGGUCGAACUGCGGGCCAAGCGAGAGCGUAAUCGCGGCGAGCUUUUCAGUCUCAGCGCGACGAGCGCCCUUAACGGCGACGGUGGCGGCAGUAGCGAUUCUGUAAACACUGCCCAUUCUCGGGCCUCCACCUCGAUCUCCUCCAGCGUCACCCACACCACAUCGGCCACGGGACGUUCCGGGGGUCGUCGCAAAUAUAGCUUUAAAACGCAUGCCGGGAAGUCGUAUCUCCAGCACCAUCACUCAUCCAGAAGGAUUAGCGGGAUGGAUAUGUCGCUCAGCUCCGGAUCCAGCUCCGGUGGCGGCAUCAGUCUGGUGGCCAAGCUGACGCAGCAGUUCAACGAGAUCAUCCAAAAGGAUGCCCGACUCCUGGAGCAGGUCAAGCGGAACAAUGGGGUGUGGCUAUCACGGGGAACUCAUGUCUACAAAAUAGUGGAGAAGCAACCUGCCGCCGAGUCUGGUGAGGAAGGUAACCGCAUCUCCAUGGUCCAGCGAAAUAUCAAAAAGUUCGAGAAGCUGGAGAAGCCCAGUGUGCCACUGAAGAGUGAGCAAUUGAUGCGGAAGCACCAGGAACUGAUGGCUAGUGGUUCCACUGCCAGGGGAAGCACUCUUCCGCGAGGUCCACGGACCAAAAGGAAUCUCAAGCUGCCGGCGGGAAGUCCAGGCAUACCCGAACUGCCGGUGGUCAGUGAGGAGGUCAAGACACCCAAGGAGCCAGCUAAGCAACCAAAGUCAAGUCCCACAGAGUCACAGCCUGAUGAGCAUCAAGAAGCUAAGGUUGAGAAGCCCCAGGAUGAGCUUGAUCUUGCUGCGGGUGAGGAACAGGAGGAGGCGGAGGAGGAGGAUCUGCGUCAGAAGCAAAGGAAGCACAAGUAUGCCACCAUCUAUGAGAAACUUAGGUUUACCUUUGCCAAGGGCAGGAAAUCAGCUAGUCCCUCACCCACAAAACACAGAUCCAAGGAGGAGGUGUCCCAGGAAGAGGAGGUGGUGUCGAAGGAGCCAGUUUCUAAGGAGGAACCUCCCGAGGAGGAAUCUACCAGCGAUGUGGAGCUCAGGCUGAAAAUACCCAAGGAAGAGGUUUCCAGGAAAGACGAACCUAAGCUAGAGGAUCCUUCACCCGUACUCCCCCUGCCUCCCUGCAUUGAUGCCGAUUCCAAGAUCCUAGAUGCCCUCGAGGCUGUGGAUCAGAAGCUCAAAGUGCUCAAUCCUCCAAGUGAAAUGUCCUCGCAGGAUGGUGAACUUCUACUAGGAGCCAACAAUGACUUUGAGCAGCGCAUCCUGCCCAACAACUCCUUCGUCUAUCAGGCGGCCAAUAAGCAAAUCUCCAACAAUCAGAUCCUGCUCAACCAGGCGGUAAAUGUCACCCUGGUCAAUGCCAUCGAGGGUGAGCAGAUGAUCAUGGAGCAGAAGCAGCUGAUGAAGGACAAGGCAAUGGAGCUCAAGGCGGAGCAGAAGAAGGAGGAGGAGCUGCCGGAACCCGAAUCCAUCUACGAACCCAUCACACCCAUUGGCAGUGAGACCAAGACUGAAACCCCAAUCUCCAGCCUCUUCAAGAUUGCCGCUCAAAAGUCUGAGAUUGUGGAGGAUAUAUACCAAACCCUGGAGGAGACAACCAAGAGCACUGCCAAACCCAAACUGAACAUCUGGCUGGAGGGCUAUGAGUCCAUUGCCGGCUCCCAGGAGUCAUCUCCACCAGCCUUCGAUGGCUACGAGUGCAUUGGCCAAGAGGAGAUGGUAAGCACACCCAUAAUCCUGGGAACUGGCACCUUGGGUCGCAAUACCCGGGAUCAACUGCCGGAGCUUCCCAAGCCCAUGAGAGUGCUCCCGAAAUCAGCGACGCCUCUGCGACCUGCUCCUCCCAAGCCGGGGACUAAGGACUCCGAGGAUGAUGAGAAUAUCUACGAUACCAUCAAAGGAUGCUACGAGUCCAUGCACUGCAAGACCUCCUCCUCCUCCUCAUCCAGCGGAGGAGCUACCCUCACCACAGAUGCCAUUUCCCUGGGCUCCAAUUGUUACGAGAGCAUUGCACAUUUCCGCAAGGCAAAGAUGGCCACGGGACAGAACCAGGGAUCAGCCGGGAGCUGCAUCCAACUCUCGAGCAGUGGUUCCACCUUGACCAUCUCCUCGGACCACAAGACCAAUAGCUUGUACGAAUCCUCACUGGCGGCCAAUGGAUGCGUUGUCUACGGAAGUGCCAGUGUGGGUUGCCGCUCCUCCGUGGGCAGCAGUGCCGGAAGUCGGGACAGCGGAAAACCCGGUGACAAGAGAUCCUCGAUAGCCGGUUCCAGUGAUAACAGCGAUGCCUGGGUGGACAUCUCGGAUGGCGAACAUGGACACACGAAGGUGGAGCUGGCCACCGAGGCUCAGUUUAUUGUUGUUCGGGAACGCUUUAAGCCGCAUCGCACACGGAGCCCCGAUUGGUCGAAACGCAUCAGAGACAAAAGACUGCAGAAGAAGGCGAUAAGCUGCAUUGAGGAUGACUCCGAUCACUACUACGAAACACUUUCGCCUCUUGGUAACAAACGCCAUUCGACGCAGUUGCUCCAUCCUAACCAGGAUGUGAUUCGAACCAGUGGAAUCCGGUCAUCUCAGCGUCGCUCUAAGAAUCACUCCGCCUCCGCACAUGCCCUGGGUGAGCAUGUGGUCAUCUCGGAUGACUACGACUCCUUUGAGACAGACAGCGAUGAUCCAGGCGAGGGAGAGCCCGACCAGCAACAGCGAAAUCACAACGACAGCGGUGUGGACAUGCGAAACCAUCGCCUGCCGAAGCCACCUCCUGCCCAAAAUCAAGUUUACGAGUUCGUUCGCAAAUUCCGGGAUUUUAUCUCCAGCAAGAAAUCCCCAAAGGGCAGUCAGCAAAAGCUGUACGAGAAUACCCCGGCGGCCACCCAGUUCUACGUGGAGAGUGGCAAGAGGCAACCGGAGGUAAGGGAGUACGAGAACACAGAGUACGGGCCAGAGAGGAAUCCCGUGGCCACAAGUCCGCACCAGGAACAGGCGCCAGUGCUGAGGGCCAAGCAGAAGAAUGGAAAGAGUCUGCGUUCUCGUCUUCGCAAGAGUCUGGUCGGAUCCAGCUUCGACACCAAGCAUCUGGCCUCUUUGACGGAAACACGGAGCACCUUCUAUGUGGAGGACCCCGAGGGAUCGCUGCUGACCCUGCAGUUGCCUUCCCCCGAGAUGCAUGGCUCUGGGGAACUGGAUUCUGGCUUCUGCGAGAAAACUUGCACGCCCACGGCCGAAUCGCAGAAGUUCUCCACGGUGUCUCGCAAGGCCAAGAAGGAGGCGAAGGCCACCAGACGUCGCACAACCAUUGGACUGCGUCCUCAUGAGCCGCCGCCUCCACCUCCGCCGCCAAUUGGUGGCAGUAAGACACCCACGGAUACGGAGCUGCGGGAGCAGGAACCUGGCCAGACCACCUCCUGGUAUGCCGAGUGCGGUGUCUUCAAGCAGGCUAGUAAUUCGGCAAGUUCGCCACGUGGCGACGAGCCAGUCACCCCCACGCCCAGUGCCGGAGGCGUUAGUUCGUGGUAUGCAGAGUCAGGUCUCUACCAGACCAGCGGCAUAUCCGUGGCCAGCUCCAGCGGCAGUUCCGGUGUCUCCACUGGCAACGAGGCUGGUCUGGGUGAUGAGCUGAACUCCGAGCCGCACAGCCUGUUCUCCAACGAGCCCCUCUAUCAGAUGUACAGCGCCGCCAAGCUGGAGUCCAUUACACGUGACCUGGAGGCGCACGAGGGAUCUGCAGAUGGUUACGAGGAGAUAGGUCAGCAUGCCAAGCAGAAGACAGAGCCACUGGCGAAACCAAGACCCACAGCCCUGCAGCUGGUGGAGCCCAAGAAUGGACCUUCGCGGACACUGUGGAGUGAGAUCCCAGAGGUCAUUCAGUCCUGCAUUCUGCCCACCUUGACUAGUCGGGAGCGCAGCUUGCAGGAGGCCAAAUUCGAGAUCAUCACCUCGGAGGCCAGUUACCUAAAGUCCUUGAACCUGCUGCGUCGCCACUUUAUGAACCACAGUGCCUUCAUGGAUACUUCGGUGCUGAGUGGCCGGGAUCGGAAGGCUCUCUUCUCCUACAUCGUGCCCGUGCACGAGUGCUCGGAGCGACUGCUCACCGAGCUGGAAGCCUGCUGGCAGGAUAACAUUAUGCUGCUGGGACUGAGUCGCUGCAUCUACGAGAUCGCCGAGCGGCACUUUCAUGUCUAUGUGGCCUUUUGUGAGCAUCAGGGACGAAUGGAUAGGACACUGCGUCGGCUAAAGGAGUCCAAGGAGUCGAGUGCCUUCCAGCAGCACUUGGAGCGACUGGAACAGAGUCCCAGCUGCUGUGGCCUCAACCUGCACUCGUUCCUGAUGCUCCCCAUGCAGCGCAUCACCCGGCUGCCGCUCCUCAUCGAUGCGGUGUUCAGCAAAGAGUCGCCGCUUAAUCGUGAGGAAUACGAAAGCUGGAAGCUGACUCUGGCCCUGGUCCAGAAAAUAGUGGCGCAGUGCAAUGAGGCGGCCAAUCGCUGGGAGCAGGCCUACGAGCUGGAAAGGAUUGCCCGCCAGCUGGAGUUCCCCUCGCAUGUUCGUGCUCUUGCCAUCACGCCCAUGGGUGUACCACGAGCGGGCUCAAAGCCACGCUUCCUGGUCAAGAGGGGUGAACUCACCCAUCUGAUUUGGCGCGGCGAGGAUGCCAAGCUGACCUUUGGCAAGCGCCUGACCAAGGCCAGCAUCUACGCUUUCCUUUUCUCGGACCUCCUGGUCCUCUGCAAGCGUCGCGGCGAAUCCAACUUCACCGUCUUUGACUAUUGCCCGCGGAGCAUGCUGACCCUGACCGCCGGCGACACUCUGCCCCAACUGCCCACCAAGGACCUCAAGGAUCAGGCCGGCAAGAACCUCAUGCUGAUGACGCUGCUGGAGAACUGCGAUCGCAAGACUGUCGAGCUGGUGCUGUCCUGCCCAUCGGUGUCCGACCAGCAGCGCUGGUUGCAGGCCAUGCGACCGCCCGAGGCGGAGACGCCCGGCGAGAAGCUCUACGAGUCCUGGGACUGUCCCCAGGUGGUGGCCAAGCACAGCUACGAGUCCGAUGAACCGGAUGUCCUUCAGCUGGAGCUGGGCGAUGUUGUCAAUGUUUCCCGCAAGCUGCCUGAUGGCUGGUACCAGGGUGAAAGGAUACGGGAUGGCGCCGUCGGCUGGUUCCCAGGAAGCUACACCGAGGAGUUAAACUCGGCGCAUGUUCGCGCUCGCAACCUUAAGCAGCGGCACCGCCUGCUCACCUUUACGGCCACUUACCUGGAGGCGCAGAAGGGCAAGUGAUCUGGGUCAGUCUUGAGCUGAGCAGGCGAGGAACGCCAACCAUUUAUAGUCCGAAAAAACCAUAUACCAUUAUAUAUAUAUAUACACUUUAGGAAAUGUGAUAAUUAUUUAAUUGGAUGUCAAAGCUGAUGAAACGGGAAUCUUAACCAUAUCUUCCCCUAGAUAGUAAGACAUAGCGAAUAGUUGUAUUUAUGGAUAAUUGUGUGUUGAUAUGUAAGUGAAUUCUCGAUAAACAAAUAAAAAACUAAAUGAAAGCAAUAAGAAAAACAUCAA
Drosophila serrata is the source of this 6912-nucleotide messenger RNA. RefSeq names its product Ephexin (gene Exn). Gene Ontology annotation, molecular function: guanyl-nucleotide exchange factor activity; protein binding. NCBI's taxonomy places the organism in Eukaryota, Metazoa, Arthropoda, Insecta, Diptera, Drosophilidae. Gene Ontology annotation, biological process: activation of GTPase activity. The record is from RefSeq and is a predicted model, not a curated record.